Messenger RNA from Verticillium nonalfalfae, 1941 nucleotides. RefSeq lists its product as uncharacterized. Gene Ontology annotation, molecular function: adenosine deaminase activity. The record is from RefSeq and is a predicted model, not a curated record. Lineage: Eukaryota; Fungi; Ascomycota; Sordariomycetes; Glomerellales; Plectosphaerellaceae. Gene Ontology annotation, biological process: inosine biosynthetic process; adenosine catabolic process. The coding region runs from base 1 to 1941 and encodes 646 amino acids. The transcript is spliced from 2 exons.
AUGCUCAAGCGGAGACUGAUGGGCAUCUUCUGCUCCAACCCCAACAAAGAAGACAACCUUCCGCUGGGCGACUGUGGAAAUGAAAACCAUAACAGGCGGAAUCCCUCCAGGCUCGUCAAGAAGCCUAGCACCAGCUCCCACCAGUAUUACACACGCGCCUCUAUGUCCAUCGACGGCCGCGACAUGGAAGCCGACUCCGUCAUGGUCGACGCGCAGGAGGCCGUCAUCAACAAGCGCCUCUACAACGCCGAGCACAAGGGCUCUGCGUUCCAGACAAAGACCGUCCUCGACAGGCGCACGCGCCAUGGCCGGAGGAGUACGAGUUUUGCCGAUGUUGACGACUACGAGGCGCAGAGAACACAGUUGCAGACGCGCGAAAAGGCCUUGGCUUAUGACUUUCGCCUCGAAUCGCAGGCGAAAGAAGGAGGGAAGGAAAUGACCGUCAACAGAAUCAUCCAGGUGCUCAAGGUCAAGGAUCGCGAGCUCUUUGAACAGAAGCCGCCGCGACACGGCUACGGGGACCAGGAGCAUGCCCGAUUUCCGGGCGAUCACUUCUUGUCCAAUGUCGACAUCAUCAACCAGACGCACCUGCUCAAGGUUGCGCAGUGGAUGCCCAAGGGUGCCCACCUGCACAUUCACUUCAACUCGUGCUUGCUCCCCGGCGUUCUCCUGAGCAUUGCAAAGACGAUGGACCGCAUGUUCAUCAGGAGCAGUGUGCCCCUCGUGAGGGCAAAUGACCCCCAUGCGUUCGAGCGAUGUGAGAUCCAAUUCUCGAUUCGGGGACAAGAUAUGAACACCCCCGGCGAUAUCUUUUCCUCCGACUACGAACCAACGCAGGAGAUGCAUUUCACGGAAUUCCUCAACAUCUUUCCCAAGCACGCUGGUUUCGACCCCAUGCCUUGGCUGGAAGAGAAGCUCAUGUUUACCGACGAAGAGGCUCACGGCAAGUGUCAGACCGUCCUCGGAGCCUGGAGUAAAUUCAACGGUCGCACACGCAUGAUGAAGGGGCUCUUCAACUACGAGACGGCUUAUCGGAAGUAUACCCGCCUCUUGCUGGAAGAUUUCGUCCGGGACAAUAUCCAGUACGCCGAGAUCCGACCGAACUUUAUGACGACGAACCAAGUAUGGCUCGACGAUGGCUCGAAGCAGGUCGAGAACCAGGAGAUCGUCAAGAUGAUCAUUGACGAGUACGAAAAGUUUCAAAGGAAGAACAAGGGCUACUUUGGCGGCAUGAAGAUUAUCUACUGCACCCCGCGCUCGUUCACGAAUGACCAGGUCCGGAAGGCCCUCGGGGAGUGCCUCGAGUUCAAGGGCCGGUGGCCCGAGUGGAUAGCGGGCUUCGACCUCGUAGGCGAAGAGGGCCAGGGCCGGCCCCUCCGCGAAUUCGUCCCCGAGUUUCUCGAAUUCCGCACCCGCUGUGACGCGGCUGGACACACGAUCCCCUUCCUCUUCCACUGCGGUGAGACGCUCGAGAUGGGCAACGACACGGACGGCAACCUGCUCGACGCGCUGCUCCUCAACUCGCGUCGCAUAGGCCACGGCUUUGCGCUGGCGCGCCACCCCUACGUCAUGGAGCAGAUGAAGCUCCGUGGCGUCUGCCUCGAGGUGUGCCCCAUCUCCAACGAGGUAUUGGGCCUGACGCCGCGGAUGAACGGCCACUCGAUUUAUAACCUACUGGCCAACGACGUGCAUUGCACCAUCAGCUCGGACAACGGGACGCUCUUCAGAUCAACCCUCUCUCACGACUUUUAUCAGUUCAUGGUCGGCAGGCAAGACACGAGCCUCUUCGGCUGGAAGCAGCUCAUCCAGUGGAGCAUCAAGCAUGCGUGCAUGGAGGACAAGCAGAGAAACAAGGUGACAGCCGUGUGGGAAGGUCUGUGGGAGACAUUCUUGGACAAGGUGAUUGACCAGUACUCUGAUCUGAUCGGAGACGACCUGUAA